Molecule: messenger RNA, 898 nt
Organism: Octodon degus (degu)
Lineage: Eukaryota; Metazoa; Chordata; Mammalia; Rodentia; Octodontidae
Gene: Ms4a13
Product: membrane spanning 4-domains A13
Exons: 7
Coding region: 349-873 (174 amino acids)
Biological process (GO): cell surface receptor signaling pathway
Cellular component (GO): plasma membrane
Source: RefSeq, a predicted model, not a curated record
CCGCAGAGUCGGCCCUCGAGGGCUUCAUUGCUUUCCACUCUCGUGAGAACAGGAUGCAUCGCUGGGUGGCCGAGUCGCGGAAAGGAGACCUGUCGGAAUUCCAACCAGUUAUUUCCUGAAUGUAAUGGAGUACUUCUUCAACCAGCUAAACUGGGAUUCUUAAACACAGGCAUACACACUUUUUUCUCAUGAGUAUUUCUCUUGGGGUGGCUUUGGUGGCACCUAAUAGAGAUCAUAGUGAUAAUAUUUUAUUCCCUCAAACUUCUUCACGCUUCUUUCACUGAAGUUUGAUAAUAAAGAUAUCGCCAAAGGUUAGAAAUAAGAUCAACUAGAGGAAGUACUCGUAGAAUGGCAUGUGGGAGUGCACACAUUUCUAAAGCAGACAGUCUUGCUUUGGGGGCUGUCCAGAUUAUGCUUGGCAUCUUUAAUGUUUUAAUGUGGUAUUUCCUGUUGGUUUUAUAUAUGGGCCAAAUUAAAGGAGUCUUCGGGAAGUAUGAACCUUUAACGUACAAAACUGGAUGCACACUGUGGGGAGUUUUUUUUAUCACAUCAGGAGUCUGCAUAGUAAAAACAGCAAAGAAUCCAACUCGAACCCUGAUCAUGUCUUCUUUAGGCCUGGAUCUCUUGUGCAUAAUUGUUUCAUUGGCAGCAUUAAUACUGACAAUAGUGGAGUUGUCUUCCUUUAGGUCUGUGUCGUACAAGAAUUAUGGUCAAGCGAAGCUGGGGAGGGAAGUGUCACGUUUGCUUGUGAUUGUCUACCUCCUGGAAAUGGCCAUUGCCCUCACGCACUCCAUCUACAUGUGUGGCAGUAUGAGUCGAAGACAUGGCACUGUUUCCACACCAGUUACAGAGGAGGCUGAAACUACUUUCUGAAAACCUUAGAAAUGUGGGAUUUUUG